Molecule: messenger RNA, 5535 nt
Organism: Acanthaster planci (crown-of-thorns starfish)
Lineage: Eukaryota; Metazoa; Echinodermata; Asteroidea; Valvatida; Acanthasteridae
Gene: cdc27
Product: cell division cycle 27
Biological process (GO): anaphase-promoting complex-dependent catabolic process; metaphase/anaphase transition of mitotic cell cycle; protein ubiquitination
Cellular component (GO): anaphase-promoting complex; cytoplasm
Molecular function (GO): protein binding
Source: RefSeq, a predicted model, not a curated record
CGAGGUUCAAAAUGGCGGACAGCUGAAAAAUUUUCCGAGGAAAGAUUUUCAAUUAAGUUGGAAGUUUCUGUGUUGUUUACCUCGAAUCUUGAACUCAUUCUACAUAUCAUGGUUAUUCAAGAACCAGUGCAGGCUGCAAUAUGGCAGUGUUUAAAUCAUUACGCAUACUCUGAUGCAAUCUUCUUAGCAGAACGACUCUAUGCAGAAGUGGGAUCUGAUGAGGCACUGUUCCUUCUUGCCACAUGCUACUACCGUGCCGGCAAGAGCAACAGGGCUUACUCGCUGCUGCAGAUGAAAGGAUGCCCUACCCCACAGUGCCGUUACCUCAUGGCACGAUGUUGCCUUGAUCUAGACAAGCUGGCAGAGGGAGAAGCAGCCCUGGUGGGCAAUGCCGUACUCAAGCCCCACUCCUGCGAGGAGAUUAAGACAGAGUUUGCUGACUCGGCCUCCUUUGCACUGGCACUCCUGGCAAGAAUAUGCAGUAAAACAGAGAGGAAGGCACGGUCAUCAGAGUCACUCAGGCAAAGUCUCAAAUUGAACCCGUUCCUCUGGUCAUCCUUUGCAGACCUCUGCAAUCUCGGCGAGAAGCCAGACCCCAGCAAAGUUUUCCAGAUGGCGCCGGACCCUGAUGUAGCCACAACACAGCAAGACCUGUAUCCCAUCAUCGAUACCGAGAACAUGUCAGUCAACCACCAGCAAACUCCCACCUUGGACUCACCCUUGACGGUAGAAACGCCACAGGUGAGCUCAGUGCAGAAGGCAACAGGCAACAGAAAGGACAACUCUAACAUCACCUUACAGCUCUCGGGCAUCAAGCCACUCUCCAACUUCUUCACGCCAGACCAGCAGCAAGGCGACCUCUAUCACACGCCGGCAGAGGCAGGUCUGGCGCUCCUGCUACCCCCAGCGGCUCCUGCCACUGCCAUCAGCUCUUCGCGGUUGCAGAGGACUAGGCCGCGAGUGGGCCGGAACCUCCUGGGAGGUCCUGUCUCUGCUAGCCCGCUCACGCCCAGUUUUGGAGUGCUGCCUGUUGACACACCAAGCCCUGCAGAGACCAUGACCACAACGUACAUCACGCCGUCCCCUACUGUGUUGGACAGUCAGGCAGUCGAUAUCAGGGCACCACAGAAGAGGGGUAUAUCAAGAAGGUCACAGGUGACAAAGCCAGCUGUGUUCAGCCAAUCAGGGAAUUCAAGUAACACCAACACCAAAGACCCCAGCCAGAUGCUCCUCAACCAGACACCCAGCCCUCAGCCAAGUGCGGCUCAAGUCUUGUUCCCAUCCUCCCAGGGAGUGCGGAGAAGCUCUAGACUAUUCUCCAACAAUUCAGUCAAGGAAAAUGCUACCAAGAAAACAACCACCAGGAGUAAGAUUGGUCCCUCCCGUUGUCCCAAGGGCAAGACGAAAGGCAAAAGCAGCCGGACGUCCACCGUCACGCAACCCCCAGACUCAGAGGACCUGAUCAAACCAGACAACUACCGGACGUUAGAGUCCAGGGCGGCCUACGCCGCUGUCUCACAGCAGCAACAGCUGAUGAGCUUCCAGAAAGCCUCCACUGAGGGCCUGCUAGCACUCCUCCGAGAGAUCGGCAAGGCUUACCUGGCUCUGAGUCAGUACGACUGCCGCAAGGCCAUCGCCUACUUCUCCAGCCUACCACCACAGCACUACAAUACGGGCUGGGUCCUGUCCCAAGUUGGCCGGGCAUGGUACGAGCUGGCAGAGUACCAGAAGGCAGAGAGGCUAUUCUCGGAGGUGCGGAGACUAGAGCCCUAUCACCUAGAAGGCACGGAGUACUACUCCACGGCACUCUGGCAUCUUCACAAGGAGGUGGCACUCUCCAUGCUGGCCCAGGAACUCAGCAAUUUUGAGCAGGAGUCGCCAGAGGCCUGGUGUGCAACAGGUAACUGCUUCAGUCUACAAAAAGAGCAUGACUUGGCCAUCAAGUUCUUCCAGCGAGCAGUGCAGGUGGACCCCCAAUUUGCCUACGCCUACACAUUACUGGGACACGAGUAUGUGGCAACAGAGGAACUGGACAAAGCCAUGUCAUGCUACCGCACAGCCAUCAGGAUUAACACAAAGCACUACAAUGCAUGGUACGGUGUUGGCAUGAUUUACUACAAGCAGGAGAAGUUUGCCCUGGCCGAGAUGCACUACCGCAAAGCCCUGGCCAUCAAUCCGCAGAGCUCUGUCCUGCUGUGUCACAUAGGAGUGGUGCAGCAUGCUCAGCACAAAUCGCAGCAAGCCUUGCAGACCUUGAACCGGGCCAUCACCAUGGACCCCAACAACCCCCUGUGCAAGUUCCACCGGGCCUCCAUCUACUUUGCCACGGAGCGCUACCAGGAGGCCCUGCAGGAGCUGGAGGAGCUCAAGCAGAUCAUUCCUAAGGAGUCGCUGGUCUACUUCAUCAUGGGCAAGGUAUAUAAGAAAUGUGGGCAGACCCACCUAGCUUUGGCCAACUUUUCCUGGGCGGUGGACCUAGACCCCAAGGGGGCUAACAACCAGAUUAAGGAGGCUUUGGACAAGAGGUACCUGCCCGAUGACGAUGACCCAGCAGCUGAAGCCCUGGCUGAUCCUGGGCCCAGUAAUGCUGACACUGGGGAUAGUGACACAGUGGGCGAGGGCGACGUGGCACAAGAGGGCACCGUUGAAGCUGAAGACAUGCAGCUACAAGCCAAUGAGAGUGACGAGAGCUUAUGAUCUCUGUGAAGCACCGACUGUGACUUCCGUUAAUUGAGACAGUACCACCAAAAAUCUAACGAAAUGUCAAGUCCGGCAUUUUGGGCGGUUAUUGUUGCAUAAGCCGUAUUGGUUCCUCAAUAGAGUUAAGGCUCCAAUUGGAUGUGGAUCCCACAGCUGACACCAAAUAUGAACCUACAACUUAUGGGUGGGGGAGACUUGGCGUAAUGUUAGCUAAUUUUUCAAAGCAUGCCAAGUUUGUUACCAGUCGACUCAAAAUUUAUACUGUGAUAUUUACCAGGUGAUACAGUGUGUGUAGCUCAAAAAUUGUGCUUAUAGUUACAGGAACUAGACUACUUAAGUGUUCAAGGGGAUAUUUUCCUGGCUUGAAAUGGCUGAACUCUUGUGUCUUCAUGUUUUUCCCCUGGCCUUUCUCGGGUCCAUUAUUACUGAAUCAUAAUCAAGUGAUUUCCUUGUUACCUUUGUGCCGUGAAAUUUUCUCAGUGGAUGUCCAGUGCAGUAAUGAUAAAGUUGCAAGACAUGCUGGCUGCUUGUUGAUGGUGAUGGGACAUCAGUUGAUCAGUUUGUGCAAAGAUGCAAUAUAGCCAGCCGUGUUCAAUUCCUCCAUACUUCGUAGUCCCGCCGCUUCAUUGUUCCACUUCUCUUUCUAAUUCCCUUGGAACCGCAGUGAGGUGUGCUGUAAUACUGUUGGUCUUUUACAAGUAGCAGGCAGUGGAUACAGAGGUUUCGCAUUGCUGGCAUCUCCGUUGUGUCUCAGAGGCGGUUUUUGUUAUUUUAAUUUAGUUACGAGUCCACAAGAGGUUUACUUGAGCCUGUUCGAGUGAUACAGAGCUCUUGCCCUGUGAGGACACGUCAGGGCAUAGCAGAUACAAAAUAUGCUUCAAAACUCACUACAUGUCACUCGUUCUUAGGCGGUCAGCAGCUCUCUUCUUAAAUGUGUUGGAAAAACCACCACCAGAAGAUCCAGGGAAAAAAUUCAUUUUCCUUUCAGUCCUCCCUCUCUGACAAAUCCUAUGAAAUACAAACCAGUUCCCUUGAACAAAUCAAACCGCAUAUACAGUAAUAGGAGGAAGGAGGGACGUGAUGUCAUACCACCCAUAAUUGCAGCCUGGAAAUGGCCAUCAAUCCCGGACUCUUGGCCUGCCUUACUGUAUCAUCUAAAUAUUGAAAGUUCUGAAGGUUGAAUACAUGUGCCGUUUUAAAAAAAUUUGUAGAGUUUUUUAUCGGAACACCUUCCAAUAUCUGUGCAGAAGGAGAAGCUUAUCGUGACAUCGAGGCAUCACCUUGGGUUUUAUCACCCACCAUCAGGUUUAAGAGUAUGCACUCAACAUAUCCUGGCAGUACAACUUUCAUCCUUUGGGGUGAAAGCCAGCAGAGGAAGAACUUCAGCUGUUCUAGGAGUUGAUUCUAGGAGUUGAUUUUUGUAAAAUUCCUUGCAGAGUCGUGAUAGCUACCCAGUGAUUGAGAAUAUGUCAAUAUUCAUGCAAUACCAGCAACUACCGCUGUCUGGGUUUUUUUUAUAUUUUCACUGUGUUUCUUUCUAGAAGUUACUAUAUUUUUGGCUUGCAUUCUGCUUUUCACCUGCCUUCAAAAAGAAAAAACCUUAUCUGAUGUGUUGUUGGCAAAUGUAAAAGAAAAUAGCUUAAUGACAAUAUUUUUAUACAGUAUAUUCUCUGUACUAAUUACAAGUAUGCAUAUUCUGUUGUGCCCUAAACAGUUCUUAAGAUGAAUGUAAUAGUUCUAAACUAUGCUAUAAUUCCUCUGCUAUGACAUGAGAGCUGACAUUGUCCACUAUUUUGGGAGCAAAUCAUUCGGUGUUUUUUUUGGUUUGUUUUUUUAACGACUGGCUAUUUUACUACAUGUUGCAAACCAAAGUGCAAGUUGCUGACUGAAUCAGCAUUGAGCCAUACUUUUGCUGUGAUGUCUAAAAUGCUAGGUAGCUGACAGAAAUUUGUCUCUCCGAAUGGUCUGCCCAUACUCAGCCGCAGAUAGAGCCAGAUGACUCACUUUUCAGAGUUGUCGUCGAUUUGACAGAAUUAGUCUAAAUUCUCAGUGUCUGUGUUGUGUAGGGGGAGACGUUUUAGAGCCACUGAAGUAGGCUAGGUCUUACACUGCAUGAUUAUACUGUCUUCGGGCAGAAAAUCUGUCACGUGUGGGUUAACCAUCAUGGGUCUUGCUUUCAAAAGUAAAAAAGAAGAAAAAUUAAGAUGCUAAAUAACUUUUUCUGUAAAUUUUGUGUAGCAAUUGUCAUGGUAGAUUUUCUCUCUCUCUUGUGGGACGCAGGGAAAGUUUUGGUUAUUUAGGGACGCUUAAUGAGAACUACUGUAUCGGUGUAAUGUUAGGAAAUUUCUCAUGUGGUCAACAGUGUGCCAUUCGGUGCGUGCAUGAGACAUGUACGACAAACUGAUUUGAAAUUACUUGCAAGUAUGCUGCCCCUGUGUACAUGUAUAUUCAAUGAUAAUAAAAGUAUUGUAUGAAAUAUUGAUGGACUGUGACCGUCUGUUAAUGGCCAUAUUUAGAGGGUUGGGGUUUAAGAUUUCUUUUGAGCUGAUGUAAUAUUUUGCUUUGCCAGUGGUAAAAGUACAGUCUUUGUUUUUAGUAACAUUAGUUAUUGUGGUAAGUUAGAGCUUGACUUGAAAACUGAAAACAAUAAUGGGAAAAAUACCUGAAUGUGGCUUUACGAAAGCAGAUUAUCAAAUUUAUUCUUCUCAAAAUGUAGUCGAUUAACAUUCAGUGACAUAAAAAUGUACACAUUUGAGUAAGUGUGACUAUCCAGUGAAAUCACCAAUUUCAAAUCACUAUGAAAUUCAUUUCAGUAUUAAACAUCUUGAAAACUAA